This is a messenger RNA of Brienomyrus brachyistius, 976 nucleotides long. RefSeq names its product transmembrane protein 235-like. The record is from RefSeq and is a predicted model, not a curated record. NCBI's taxonomy places the organism in Eukaryota, Metazoa, Chordata, Actinopteri, Osteoglossiformes, Mormyridae. The coding region runs from base 41 to 751 and encodes 236 amino acids. The transcript is spliced from 4 exons. Gene Ontology annotation, cellular component: apical plasma membrane.
UGCCGGGGCAUCCUUACAGGCGACAGCAUCUGGCGGAAGGAUGAGACUGAGCUACGGAACCACGGUGGUUACGGCUGGCAUCGCUGGCAUCAUGAGCUUCGGACUGCUGGCCGCAGCAAUCGGGAGCGAGUACUGGUACAUCAUAGUGGUGAACAGACCCAACGAGACUGACUCAGAAGACUUGAAUUCCCAUUCUGGACUGUGGAGAAUAUACGAAGGCAAGGAUGACGUCUCCUACAACAUCUACUCAUUUUCUGCAGACACUUCCAAAUACUCGGAAACCGAGAAGCAUCUGCUCAGCCUGCACAAGGCGAUCGUCAUUCUGCUGCCUCUCAGCUUGGUGCUGCUGGUCUUCGGCGGGAUCUUGGGCCUCGUCAGCUCACUGGCCCGGAGCCGCACCCUGCUCUUAGGGACCGCCGCUUACCUUCUGCUUUGCAGCCUCCUGACGCUCUCGGGGGUCAGCAUCUACAUCAGCUACUCGCAGCAGGCCCUGGCGGAGCUGGAGCGGGAGCUGGGCCCGGAGGAGCUCGCCGACGUGGAGGUGUCCUUCGGCUGGUCGCUGGGCGUGGCCUGGCUCUCCUUCUGCCUGGAGGUGCUGGCUGGCCUCCUGCUGCUCCUGGCUGCCAGGCUGGCUUCGCUGCGGCGGGGCCCCGAUUUCACCGCCGGCAUGGCCUGGGGCGGGCCCCCGGGCCCCGAACAGCCCCCCUGCCUCUCCUACCUGCCGCAGCCCAGCCUCUCUGUCAUGGAAUAACCCCCCCACAGCUCUACACCCACCAUAGAUUGCGUCCAAAUUCCAGCCAUUAUUUCACGCAACACAGUCAAGCUCAAGAGAGAAGUCAGAUGCUUGCAUAUGAAUGGGGAGCUUCUUCCGGCUUUCACCAUCGGCAUUUCCACCAUCUGGGAAAAGGCAGAGCCCGUGGACCCCAUCUGUAAAUAUCAACUCGUAUUCAUGCUCCAUGUGUCAAUAACAUAGACA